AUGUUCCACACAAUCGUUCUUUUGGCGUCGUCCUCGCCUUCCAUGGCGAUCAACGCUGCAUGCACCUAUGUCUUCUGCAGCUUCCCGUCUAUUCUUGCCCGACAGGCACUCAACCACUUCGUGGUCUAUGCAAACCAGCCAAUUUCGCAGUUGCCGUCAUACAGCAAACGGUGCUACUCGUUUGUGCUGGGCAGCUAUGAAUCCGACCUUGUCUUCGUCGCAGGCCCCCCGGACCGAUACGUUCGAAUUCGUCGGUCCCCUGGAGAGCUGAAGCGUCAGUAUCUGGCGUAUGUCCGCAAGACGGUCGCGCUUUUGCGAGACGGUUCAGAUGACACCCUCUUUCUUCCCAUAUUGGCCCCUUGCGACGCAGGACAUGUACAUCUUGGUCAAGGGGUCAGCAUUUCGCUAGAAGAACUAGCCCAAACACUCCAGCGCUCCUCCUCCUCCUCAAAUGUGAAACUGUGGAUGCCAGAAUGCAAUGACCCAUGCUGGGCAGUGCCAGGGCUGCCAUGGUCAGUUCUCGACAAGGUCUCCCCGGUUCACGACCGUCUACUCCAAGCCAAACCUCUCAACAUCAAGGCGUUCCUUCUGCCCAAGCUUGUCGACGAGGCUCCACGAUACUUCAAGUACACCCAGACCGAUCUUGACUUUGCCAAGGUGCUGGUCGCUGACCUGAAGGCGCUGAUUGCCUCGAUCGACCCUUCAAAACUGGACCAUCCCUCCGACUACUUGUGCUACGCCGUUCGCCACAUUUGGAUCACGCGCCGAGGCGAGAUCCCCAUCGCAAUGCGGCUGUGUCGCAUCAGAGACGUGGCUGACGUAAACCGGGCCGGCGACAUCCUCGCCCACCGCCUCGACUGCUUCAUGACCGCCUACGUUCUCUCGCGCCACGUUUUCGGCACCCCGCUCGACGCGCGUAAUCUUGCUGACACAAUUCCACACGGCGCGUAUUGGCACUGGCUCGAAGCGGCGUGCAUGGCCCCUGUCCAGGGACACUAUUUCGAGGAAUUCCUCGAAACGACCAAAAUACCGCUGGUGGCUGUGAAAAACCUGCUCGGAUCUGUGGGCCUGUUUUCCGAUAAUGGCUAUGCCAAAUGGACGGAAGUACUCUCUGUGAUUGGGAUAAACUCGUGA
Molecule: messenger RNA, 1134 nt
Organism: Mycena indigotica
Lineage: Eukaryota; Fungi; Basidiomycota; Agaricomycetes; Agaricales; Mycenaceae
Exons: 1
Coding region: 1-1134 (377 amino acids)
Source: RefSeq, a predicted model, not a curated record